UAUUUGUAGGCAGGUUAGUAUAGGAAAAUAUCUUGAAAUUCAUGGUUGCGUUGUAUGCACUGAUAAAUGGAUUGCUCCUUUAAUACGAAAUAGAUUUACAUUUUUCCAACUGCGCGACGUUUGGGACAUUUGAGUUGUUAUACAAAGUAACUCCAAAUAUGUGUAUCACUGUUGUUAUACAGUGUACAUUAGUGUGCAUACUGCAAUAGAAAUUAAGGUAUUGCAGCUUUGGCAGCCACACACUCCUCACAAAAACAUGUGGGCUCUCAAACCGUGCUUCUUAAAAUGAAUCUGUUUUUCAGGCCUUUCUCUGCUGAUUCUGACACCUUUUGAAAUGCUGGUGAACAUAACCCAUUGUAAUAAGAUGAUCUAGAAAUGCAUUGCUUUUGUCAUUGCAUAAAGUUGCCCUGUUAAAAAUCAGUGUUGUGAUUGUCACUGAGUUAUUAGCUUUGUUUACAAAACAGUAGGACUAAAUUUACAUGGGACUAUUAUUGAAUCACUUUUGACAAUGCAGCUUUGGACUGUGAUUCACAAGUGACUCAUUUUAAAUUAUAGUCAUAUGUUUACUGUAAAGAAAAAUCUGGAAUAAAUUGCUUUGGGCAAACUCAUAUUGCUCAUAAAUUGCUUUGGGCAAACUCAUAUUGCUCAUAUUCGUCCCUAUGAAACAUUAACUUUUGGUAAUCUGGAAAUAAAAUUGAAGAAGUCACUCUCUUUUGUGGCCUUUUCUGGCCGUGUGUGUAAUUCUCUUCACAACUACUGUUAUGAGCUGAGGUUAAUCUUUGUUGAGCCUUUGCACGUUUUGAUCAAUUCUAUCCUGGCCAUUCUGUUCUUAUUUCUAACGUGUUUUUCUAUUGUAGCAGCUGUACUUUUAUGUUUAUGAACUUCACUCAUACCCUCUGGAAGUUGUUGCUAAUGUUACAAAUAAUUUUAAGGUGUUUUCUUUACAGCUCUCAAAUUGUCUUUGAUGUCAAUGACUGUUUUUUCCUUAAACUGCCUUUUUGAUGUCUUUUGUCAUCAAGUGUUUCUUUCUUCUUCAGGGUAUUCAAAAUGGUUGCUUGAUGAUAGCCACUGUUGUUUGGGUAAUGGCUAAAAUUCAUUUUCCAUCCUCUCCCAGGUUCCAAAUACCCGUACAGUAGCUUAUUUUAAACCAAAAGACAGCUUUUCGGCAUUGAUGUUGUGAAAUUUCAAAUUGGUAUGAAUGUAGUAAUGACUGUAGUUUUCCUGAAACUACUUGCACAGGUCGCACAGCUGUCAUUGGGUGGUACAUGUAUUAGUGCACAAUGGUAGCCUUACAUGACAGAAAGUCUUUCGAUACUUAUGUCAUGUCUUUGCUUUAUCGUAGUUGCUUGUUAUUGCAAUACUAGUGUAGCCUAUACUAACGGAGCCAAAUUCCUUGUGUGCUCUCCAUACGUGGCCAAUACAGAUGAUUCUGAUAAUGAUUCUGAUUGAUGUCUUUCGUAUACUAAGUGUUUCCUUCUUCUUCAGGGCAUUCAAAAUGGUUGAUUGAAUAUAGCCUCUGUUUUUGUAAUAUCUAUUCUGUAAUUCAUUUUCCAUCCUCCACCAGAUUCCAAAUAGCUUGUUUCCAUGUUGUUAAAUUUCAAACAGGUAGGAAUGUAGUUGGCACUGGCAAAAUCCAAAUUUCAAACUGAGCGUAGACAUUCGAUGUGAGGAGAGGGCAACAAAACAUAUCAGUCAUUUGUUCCUGCACUUUAAAUGAAAAGUGGAUGGGUUCAAAUAAAUUCUUAACUAAGCACAGACAUUCGAUGCUCGGACACAAUGGGGCAACAAAAUACAUCAGUCAUACGUUAUGAUACUUAUCCAUUCUCUCAUCCAUCAUUACAUUAAGUGUACACAUGCACACCCACUGCACCCAUUUCUAAAAUAAUCUCCACCAAACAGCGGGUGAAUCAACAACCCAUCACUGCUCUGUUUUCAGUCUAGGACGAGAGCACUCAGAAAUGCAUUUUGAAACUUAGGCCUAUGACAAAGAAAUCCAAAUUUGGUGAAAAUUGAGUUGAUCCGCACAGAAUCUGUAUGCAGUCAUUGAAAUACUUAUCUGUUCUUCUGAACAACUCCAUCAUGAACUAAAAUUAAUCUCACCGACAUUAUUUCGUUUUGUUGGCAAUAUUUGCCAAUUAUCCUGAACCAAGGCGCUGUGUGUGUUGUGAUCCAUCGCAGCAAAAAGUACCCACGUCAUGUUCACCAAGGGACGAGGGUUGUGUGACGUCAGUAAACGAUACGACCGCGUGACGUCAUAUAAAGUACAGUUCUCCCCAAUGAAGUGUCAAGACGUUCACGCUCCUGUCAGAAUGCAAAAACAUCGUUGAAGACAAGAAAAAAAAAAACAAGCAUUGAAUGGCGGACGAAACGUGCACGGAGGAAGAAAGUCCAUUUCCUCGUAUUUAUGUGGAAAGAACUUUGGCAAUCAUUAAACCAGAUGCGAUUCACAAAAGUGAAGAGAUUGAAGACAUCAUUCUGACGUCGGGCUUCACUAUUUUACAGAGGAGGAAACUUCAGUUAAGUCCAGAACAGUGCAGUGACUUCUACACGGAACAUCAUGGAAAACUAACCUUUCCCAAAUUGACAGCGUACAUGAGCUCUGGUCCAAUCAUUGCCUUGACUCUGGCUCGAGACAACGCAAUAGCUCACUGGAAAAACAUAAUUGGACCAAUCAAGGCAUCUGACACUCAUCCAGAAUGCCUUCGAGCAAAAUAUGCCACGUCUGAGUUGGAGAAUGCUCUCCAUGGCAGCGAGUCAUUUCAUGUGGCGGAGCGAGAGAUCAAAUUCAUGUUCCCUAACACUUUAACUGUUCCCACAAGAGAGGAAACAGAAGAAUACCUGAGUCGGUAUGUGAACCAAACUUUGCUGCAAGGACUCACUGAGCUCUGCAAGCACAAACCACUCAACCCCUGUGUUUGGCUUGCUGAAUGGCUCCUCAAAAACAAUCCGAACAAGCCUCAAAUAUGUGAUGGAGCUGUUGCAGAAGAAGCAGAAUGACAACAGGGAGAAGAAUGAUGACGGCAACAGGAACUGAUGAUGGCAGUAAAAUAUGAAUAUUUAAUUACAUUGGCAACAUUACUCACAAUGCAAGUGAAGGAUUUGAAUGAAAAUGUGACAUUAACUUAAUCAUUGAACUAGACACUGUUAAAGUUCUCUUCACACUACCAAUCAAUCAAUCAAACUUUAUUUAUAUAGCACUUGUCAUACAUAAAAAUGCAACUCAGU
Messenger RNA from Hippocampus comes (tiger tail seahorse), 3225 nucleotides. It is a transcript of the gene nme5, whose product is annotated as NME/NM23 family member 5. NCBI's taxonomy places the organism in Eukaryota, Metazoa, Chordata, Actinopteri, Syngnathiformes, Syngnathidae. The transcript is spliced from 5 exons. The record is from RefSeq and is a predicted model, not a curated record. Gene Ontology annotation, cellular component: cilium. Gene Ontology annotation, biological process: UTP biosynthetic process; cilium movement; GTP biosynthetic process. Bases 2356 to 2997 code for a protein of 213 amino acids. Gene Ontology annotation, molecular function: nucleoside diphosphate kinase activity.